Molecule: messenger RNA, 1988 nt
Organism: Gadus chalcogrammus (walleye pollock)
Lineage: Eukaryota; Metazoa; Chordata; Actinopteri; Gadiformes; Gadidae
Gene: slc5a7a
Product: solute carrier family 5 member 7a
Exons: 9
Coding region: 150-1940 (596 amino acids)
Biological process (GO): choline transport; acetylcholine biosynthetic process; synaptic transmission, cholinergic
Cellular component (GO): plasma membrane; perikaryon; axon
Molecular function (GO): choline:sodium symporter activity
Source: RefSeq, a predicted model, not a curated record
GGACGAUCCAUCACAUUUUCGUCAAAAGUCAACAUUUUUCUACACGAUACUGACAAAGUUUGAAGUACAUGAUUGCGAAAGUACCUCAGGACUACUCCAUGCCCUGCCGUUCCUAGCGAGACAUAAGUGCGUUCCCAGCACGGGCAACCAUGACUAUCCACAUAGAGGGUCUCGUGGCCAUCGCGAUCUUUUAUAUGCUCAUCCUCGUUGUGGGCAUCUGGGCCGCGUGGAAAAACAAGCACUCCGGGGAGACGGAGGGCACGGACCGCAGUGAGACCAUCAUGGUCGGGGGUAGGGAUAUCGGCUUGUUCGUGGGUGGAUUCACCAUGACAGCGACCUGGGUUGGAGGAGGGUACAUCAACGGCACGGCUGAGUAUGUAUAUCUACCUGGCUUCGGCUUAGCUUGGGCACAAGCGCCGUUCGGAUACGCACUGAGUCUUGUAGUUGGUGGUCUUUUUUUCGCCAAGCCGAUGCGCUCGCGCGGUUACGUCACCAUGCUGGACCCGUUCCAGCAAAUAUACGGGAAGCGCAUGGGGGGGCUGCUCUUCAUCCCUGCCCUAAUGGGAGAAAUAUUCUGGUCUGCGGCCAUCUUAUCUGCCCUUGGUGCGACCCUGAGCGUGAUCGUGGACAUCAACAUCAAAAUGUCUGUUGUUCUAUCCGCUCUCAUUGCCAUUUUCUACACUCUGGUGGGAGGGCUCUACUCUGUGGCCUACACCGACGUGGUGCAGCUUUUCUGCAUCUUCAUUGGUCUGUGGAUCAGCGUACCGUUUGCCCUUACCAACCCGGCGGUGGCGGACAUCACGGUGACGGCAGUGAAGGAGGUGUAUCAGGCCCCAUGGAGGGGCAGCAUCAGCUCGGGUGACACAUGGGUCUGGAUAGACAACUUCUGCCUCCUGAUGCUGGGAGGUAUCCCAUGGCAGGUCUACUUCCAGAGGGUUCUGUCUGCAUCCUCAGCCACCUAUGCCCAGGUGCUCUCCUUCUUGGCUGCGUUCGGGUGCCUGGUGAUGGCCGUGCCCUCUGUGCUCAUAGGGGCCAUUGGGGCCUCCACUGACUGGAACCAGACGAGCUACGGAGCCAUCUCCCCAAAGGACAAGGACCAGGCCGACAUGAUCCUGCCCAUCGUCCUCCAGCACCUCUGUCCUCCCUUUGUCUCCUUCUUCGGCCUUGGAGCAGUCUCAGCUGCUGUCAUGUCCUCCGCCGACUCCUCCAUCCUCUCUGCCAGCUCCAUGUUCGCCAGGAACAUCUACCAAAUGGCCUUCCGCCAGUCGGCAUCGGACCGGGAGAUCGUCUGGGUGAUGCGGAUCACCAUCUUCGUGUUCGGGGGUCUGGCCACGGUGAUGGCGCUGGUCACGGGUACGGUGUACGGCUUGUGGUACCUGAGCUCUGACCUGGUCUACGUCAUCAUCUUCCCCCAGCUGCUCAGCGUCCUCUUCAUCAAGGGCACCAACACCUACGGCUCAGUGGCCGCCUACCUCUUCGGCAUGGUGCUACGUAUCGGGGGCGGGGAGCCGUACCUCCAUCUGCCCCCCUUCAUCUACUACCCCGGGUGGACCUUGGAGCAGCGAGUGGACCACCUGACGGGGGCCAUUGAAGAGGUGGUGGUCCAGCGGUUUCCCUUCAAGACCAUGUCAAUGCUGGCCUCCUUUCUUGGCAACGUGGGGGUUUCCUACCUGGCCAAGUACCUGUUUGAGAGCGGCAAACUGUCGCACAAGUACGACUUCCUGGACGCCGUGGUGUCCAAGGACAGCGCUGAGAUCAUGGACAAGACCACUCUGGUCGCCCGCGGCAACAACAUUGGCCUGUCGGAGAUGGGGCCGGUCAAGCCGCGACUCAGCGUCACGCUGGCGGCCGCGUUCACGCGCCGGGACACGCUGCCCACGGAGAUGGUGGAGGAGGAGGAGGAGUCCAGCCCGGACUCCUCCCACCAUGACGGGGAAUGAGUGUAUAGGGAUACUCAUGGAAACAGACCACAACCUUCCUUCCUUGGA